CGCGACUGUGGCCCUGUUUUUAACUUUCUCUCUUAAAGCAUCAUGCGUUGUGCGCUCGUGGUUCAUUCAACACAUUUGGACUGUUUUAGGCGCGCGACUGGAUCGUAUAAUAGUUGUAAAAUUCCGUGUGACGUAGCGUGUGUUUUAAACUCGAGUGGAACUGUUUAAUUUUAGGUAUUAUUUCCUAAGUGCAUCCCUGUGUAGUGUAGUGUAGUGUCACGUUUAUUGCUUAUGUGAGGUGUUAAUAUGUGAUUAGUGUAUUUUUUUGGUAUUUAUUUCUAUGUUAAUUAAAUAAAAAGUGCGACUCCCCAAUAAACUAGUUAAAAGGAUAAAACUGUAAUUUAGAAGAUCAUGUUAUUUAAUUUACUGUGAUACCUAUUCAUGACGAAGUAUACGUGAAAAUGUUUGGAUUCGAUCGGUCCUUCAGUUUUCUGGCGGUGUGCUUGGCGUGGGCUCUGCAACACUAUACCUUCGGGAGUGUUGUUAUAUGGUACAUAUUCGCAGUCCCCUUGAGUUGCUGUGUUGUUUACGCGUUGGGAACUUAUGACCAUGGAUACUGGGCUAGUAGAGGUAUCUUCUCCCCUCCGGCGUGGCCAUUUGUUGGUCACAUCAAGAGUGUGGUGAUGUUCCAAGAGCAAGGGGGUUUGUGUUUCAAAAGCAUAUACGACAAAUACAAGGAUUUCAGGUUUUUAGGCACCCACCAGUUCUACCAGCGCACGUUAGUAGUCCGGGACCCCUCGCUGAUCAAGCGGAUGUGUGUCAACGACUUCCAGCAUUUCGUGGACCGCGGCUUCUUCUUCAGGGAGGACGUGGACCCGCUAGCGGGCUCCGUGCUGUACCUGAGGGGCUCCCGGUGGAAACGACUCAGGGCGAAAAUAUCUCCCAUUUUCUCACCUAAUAAGCUAAGAGGAAUGUUCCCACUCAUCGACAACACAGCUGAAGAGUUUUUGAAGCGCGUUGUAAAACGUUGUUUAAAUGAAGACGCUGUCAAAAUUAAAGAAAACAAAACAAAAACAAACGCCGAAGAGAAUAACAACUCGUAUUCUGAUGGAUAUAAGGUUGAUAAUGCCAGUACGAUAGUGGACGGUGAGAAGCUGGUUGGAGGCUUUACUGCUGACGCGAUUGUGCCUUGUGCGUUCGGACUGAAGAGCAAUGUCAUGGACAACGAGCACGAUCCGUUUGCUGAGGCUCUGCAUGCAUUCUACGAAAUGUCAUUGUAUAACAUCUUCGAAAAAACAAUGCGGCAGUUUUGGCCAGCUUUUGUUCUAUUCUUCCGAAUGAGGAUAAUUCCUAAGAAGACUCACGACUUUUUCUACAAUAUUGUCACCAGCGUGCUCAGAGAUAGGGAGAAGGGGGUUCAAGAGAAACGAGGUGACUUCAUUGACAUGAUGAUGGCGUUACGUAACGAAGACGGCAACACCAGCGCCAAACCUGUCGAGAAAGAUGUGGAAAUUACUGACAUGGUGAUAGCGGCGAAUGCAUUCAUCAUCUUCCUGGGUGGGUUCGAGACCACAUCUGCGACCCUAGCAUUCAUGUUCCUGGAGCUGGCAGAGCGUCCAGAUGUGCAGCACAAGAUGAGGGAGGAGAUCCGGGAGGUAGCCGCCAGACAUGGCGGCGAGAUCACCUAUGAAGCCUUGCAGGAGUUGACUUAUAUGGAAAUGGUUAUACAAGAAAUUCUCCGCCUCUACCCGCCGUUCCCGAGCAUACAACGCAUAUGCACCAAAGACUAUGUCAUACCGGAUACAGAUAUCGUCAUACAGGAAGGAACCAUCAUUCUGUUCCCCACAUUAGGCAUCCAGAGAGACGAACAGUAUUUCGAGAAAGCGGAUUGCUUCGUGCCAGAGCGAUGGGCGGAGGGCGCGCCUCCGCCUCCACCCGGAGUCUACAUGCCCUUCGGAGACGGACCGCGGUAUUGUAUCGGUAAGCGGUUCGCAGUGAUCCAGAUGAAGUGUUUCCUCGCUCGACUCCUGCGGCGUGUGCAGCUGAGUCCAGCGCCGGGCAGACAGCAGCGCGCCGCGCCCCACGCCGCCGACCCGCGCUCGCCGCUCACGCUGCACCCGCUGCACUCGCGGGUCACCGUCGCGCUGUUGCCAUGACAACAGACAUCACCAUGCGUGAUCCGGCGGCUGCGUCCGGUGCCGCGCCCCACGCCACCAACCCGCGCUCGCCGCUCACGCUGCACCCGCUGCACUCGCGGGUCACUGUCGCGCUGUUGCCAUGACAACAGACAUCACCAUGCGUGAUCCGGCGGCUGCGUCCGGUGCCGCGCCCCACGCCACCAACCCGCGCUCGCCGCUCACGCUGCACCCGCUGCACUCGCGGGUCACUGUCGCGCUGUUGCCAUGACAACAGACAUCACCAUGCGUGAUCCGGCGGCUGCGUCCGGUGCCGCGCCCCACGCCGCCGACCCGCGCUCGCCGCUCACGCUGCACCCGCUGCACUCGCGGGUCACCGUCGCGCUGUUGCCAUGACAACAGACAUCACCAUGCGUGAUCCGGCGGCUGCGUCCGGUGCCGCGCCCCACGCCACCAACCCGCGCUCGCCGCUCACGCUGCACCCGCUGCACUCGCGGGUCACUGUCGCGCUGUUGCCAUGACAACAGACAUCACCAUGCGUGAUCCGGCGGCUGCGUCCGGUGCCGCGCCCCACGCCACCAACCCGCGCUCGCCGCUCACGCUGCACCCGCUGCACUCGCGGGUCACUGUCGCGCUGUUGCCAUGACAACAGACAUCACCAUGCGUGAUCCGGCGGCUGCGUCCGGUGCCGCGCCCCACGCCACCAACCCGCGCUCGCCGCUCACGCUGCACCCGCUGCACUCGCGGGUCACCGUCGCGCUGUUGCCAUGACAACAGACAUCACCAUGCGUGCGGCCGGCGGCUGCGUCCGGUGCCGCGCCCCACGCCACCGACCCGAGCUCGCCGCUCACGCUGCACCCACUCCACUUGCGGGUCACCAUCGCGCGCUGUUGCUAUGACAGCAGUUAUCACCGCUGCUGGCGUCGCGUUUGAAAUUAAAAAUAUACCUACUUACCUCCU
Molecule: messenger RNA, 3035 nt
Organism: Chilo suppressalis (striped riceborer)
Lineage: Eukaryota; Metazoa; Arthropoda; Insecta; Lepidoptera; Crambidae
Source: the annotation of a GenBank genome assembly